AUUUGUUAUCAUGGUCGUUCACAACCCUAACAAUUGGCAUUGGAUAGAUAAGAAUUGUCUUCCUUGGUCAAAGACAUACUUUGAUGAACAUGUUGUUAAAACUAAGGUUGAGCAAAAUGAUUAUAAAUUCUUUUUAAACUCGGUUGACUCAGUUACUGGUGACUGUGAUGUCACUCAAAGAAAGGGUAAAGUAUUAUGUAUUUAUGAUAUGAAACUACAAUUUCAAGUUGAAGUUCAGUAUAAAGACGAAGAAAAUAAACUGAAUGCCAAAAUUACUGUUCCCGAGUUUGUCCAUGAUCAAGACGAAGACGAAUACGUUUUUGAAAUUGAUGCAGACGACCAUAAAAGUGAAAUCAGAAAGAUUUUUGUUCCUGUUUUGAAAUCGAAAUUAAUGAAGUUUCAAGAUGACUUGAUAAAAGCUCACGAAAAAGACGUUCAACAUGCUACAAGUUAGUAUAUCGCAUAAAGGUUUUAUUUCAUUAGAUUUUAGUCAUUAGUAUUCAUUAUAAAC
Hyphopichia burtonii NRRL Y-1933 is the source of this 511-nucleotide messenger RNA. It is a transcript of the gene HCH1, whose product is annotated as Hch1p. The coding region runs from base 11 to 454 and encodes 147 amino acids. Gene Ontology annotation, biological process: protein folding; positive regulation of ATP-dependent activity. Gene Ontology annotation, molecular function: ATPase activator activity; protein-folding chaperone binding. Lineage: Eukaryota; Fungi; Ascomycota; Pichiomycetes; Serinales; Debaryomycetaceae. The transcript has 2 exons. Gene Ontology annotation, cellular component: cytosol. The record is from RefSeq and is a predicted model, not a curated record.